AUUUUGUCCUAUAUAUGCUCCAUCUCAAACAGGUAACUAAAAUCCACAUCUAUAAAGUGUGAUUUAGAGACAGAUUCACAUCACUUAUUUCCCUCUCCUCUUCUUCAUCAGAUUAACAAUCUAUUCAAAAGAUUUUAAUUCUUGUUUUUUUACGAGAAUCAGAAAAUGAAAUUCUGCAAAAAAUAUCAAGAAUUCAUGCAAAAUCAAGAAAAGGAAUUACCGGGGCUUGGUUUCAAGAAACUCAAAAAGAUUCUCAAGAAAUGUAGAAAAGACUUUGAAUCUCAUCAACAAUUCGUUAAUCAAAAUAACGAGCAGUCUUCUGAUUCUGCCGAUGAACAACACUGUCCUCAUCUCUGUUCAGUUUGCGAUGGAACUUUUUUCCCGUCCCUUCUAAAGGAAAUGUCUGAAAUUGUUGGCUGCUUUAAUGAAAGAGCUCAGAAACUGCUUGAACUCCACUUAGCUUCUGGUUUCAGAAAAUAUGUAAUAUGGUUCAAAGGAAAAUUGCAUGGAAAUCAUGUCGCUUUGAUUCAAGAAGGCAAAGAUUUGGUUACAUAUGCACUCAUUAAUUCAAUCGCGGUUCGAAAAAUACUCAAGAAAUACGAUAAGAUUCAUUACUCGAAGCAAGGACAAGCGUUCAGGUCUCAAGCGCAAAGUAUGCAUAUUGAGAUUCUUCAAUCUCCGUGGCUAUGUGAGCUUAUGGCUUUUCAUAUAAAUUUAAGGCAAACGAAGAUGAAUUCGAGGGCGAAAGGUCCCGCGUUGUUCGACGGAUGCUCGUUGACAUUUGAUGAUGAUGAUGAUCAGAAACCGUCGCUUUCUUGCAAGCUUUUUGAUUCUGUCAACGUUGAGAUAGAUUUGACAUGUUCAAUCUGCUUGGAUACGGUAUUUGAUCCAGUGUCUUUAACGUGUGGCCAUAUAUUCUGCUAUUUGUGUGCUUGCUCUGCUGCUUCAGUCACCAUUGUUGAUGGACUCAAAUCUGCAGAACCUAAACAGAAAUGCCCUUUGUGUCGGGAGACUGGAGUUUAUGAAGGCGCCGUACACUUGGAAGAGCUUAAUCUGUUGUUAAGUCGAAGCUGCCAUGAAUACUGGGAACAGCGACUGCAGUCGGAAAGAGUGGAGAGAGUUCGACAGGCAAAGGAGCACUGGGAAUUCCAGUGUCGGGCGUUCAUGGGUGUGUAGAUACUUCAUCUUCAUGCUAAAUUCAUAUUCCGUAGUAAUAAUCAGCUAGUAUUUUAUGUCAUUUAGGGCUCCAUAAAAAUAGGGUGAGAGCAGAUAAAGUGCUCACCGAUGUGCUGUUUGAUUUACCAAAAUUGUUGUAUAUAUGUAAAUGUUAGUGUUGUUUUCCUUUGAAAAUAUGGAAUUGUUGGUAUAGAUUGUCAGAAAAUAGAAUUGUUGGUCUUGAUUUUUCUUC
Mercurialis annua (annual mercury) is the source of this 1408-nucleotide messenger RNA. Its product is annotated as probable E3 ubiquitin-protein ligase BAH1-like 1. The coding region runs from base 166 to 1176 and encodes 336 amino acids. The record is from RefSeq and is a predicted model, not a curated record. Lineage: Eukaryota; Viridiplantae; Streptophyta; Magnoliopsida; Malpighiales; Euphorbiaceae. The transcript has 6 exons.